Molecule: messenger RNA, 2184 nt
Organism: Pungitius pungitius (ninespine stickleback)
Lineage: Eukaryota; Metazoa; Chordata; Actinopteri; Perciformes; Gasterosteidae
Product: N-acetyllactosaminide beta-1,3-N-acetylglucosaminyltransferase 2-like
Exons: 2
Coding region: 253-1539 (428 amino acids)
Cellular component (GO): Golgi membrane
Molecular function (GO): protein N-acetylglucosaminyltransferase activity
Source: RefSeq, a predicted model, not a curated record
AGGCGGUUUACCGCCCAGAUUCCGUCGGAGAAACAUAAAUUGGCCGACAAACUGAUUGGUUGGGUUUCGCACCUGUUCGCCCGGCUGCAGACGAAGCGUCGUGGAUUUCAGAUAAAUGGUUCAGCUCGUGUUCCGGCAUCGAGGGUUCAGUUGUUGUGUCAUUUUUUCUUCUUUUGGCAGGUACGUUCAAUGUGUCAUCUGCUGCCAGUCUGUGUAACCUGAGAACAACAACACCACCACCACCUCGAGCCAAUGAAGCGUAGUCGAACCUUCAGCGCGUUGGUUGCCUUUGUCUCCUUAUUUCUGAUCUUCUUCUACUCGACCCUACACCCAGAGACAACCUACAGUCUCAGGGCUGGACCUGCGAACCUCCUGAAGCAUUCUACCCUCCAGGUCCAUAUCAGAGAUGGGAAGUCACAAGCAUCCAAACAGGAGAGCGUCAUUAUUCUUCCACCGGCUGUACACAAUGUGUCUGUUUCUGACGGCCUCAGACACACCAUCCCUCAAAAUGGAGCCUACUGGAACCGCCUGCUGUACUUGGCCUUCAAGAAUCUGGACAGGGAGGAAAAUCCAUUUGGACACAACUCAGAUUGGUCUCUCUGCAGGCAGACAAAACAAGAGCAUCUGCAAACCAAUAUGCACGACUUUACCUCCUACCCUUUCUUAUUUCAGGACUUUUUGCAGGGGAUGAACUGCAGUUCGCCGCCAGUCCUGCUCAAUCAACCCAACAAGUGCCCCUUUGGCGACGGGAAGAACAACAACAACAACCAGACCUUUCUGCUUUUUACCAUCAAGUCUACUCCUAGAAACUUUGAGCAGAGACAGGCGGUGCGGGAGACCUGGGGUCGAGAAGGCAUGUAUAAAAGUGGACUGCGGGUGCGCACUGUGUUUCUGCUGGGUAGCUCCCCACUGGAGGACCCUGACCUCAGCGCUCUGUUGGCAUUUGAAGCAAGACAAUUUGGGGACCUCCUGCAGUGGGACUUCCACGAAUCCCUCUUGAACUUGACACUUAAAAUGUACAUGUUCAUCCAGUGGACGGUGAAAUACUGUCCUGAAGCCUCCUUUGUGUUCAGUGGUGAUGAUGAUGUAUUCGUCAACACACCGAAACUACUCAGCUACCUGCAGUCUCUGGAGCCUUCGAAGGCCUCUCGGUUGUAUGCUGGACAAGUGAUAAGUGAAGCAACUCCCCUCAGGGACCCUAAAAACAAAUACUACAUUCCUCUGAGCUUCUAUGACGGCCCGUACCCUCCUUAUGCCGGUGGAGGAGGCUUUAUUAUCUCUGGAGCGUUGAUGCAAGGCCUAUAUUCAGCUUCAAGUGUCAUUCCUUUCUUUCCCAUGGACGACGUUUACGCUGGGAUGUGCUUUAAGGCUUUAGGGGUUUCUCCUGAAACCCACCAAGACUUUAAGACUUUUGAUAUCAAGGAUCAGGACCGUGAAAACCUUUGUGUGAUUAAGAACCUCAUUCUGAUUCACCGGCGCUCCCCACAUCAAAUCAAGAAGUUAUGGAAGGGCAUUCACAACCCAUUGUUGACUUGUUGAACACGACUGAAAAGGCGUCAUUAGAAAAAAGAAGAAACAUUGGCUGCAGCAACAUGACGUAAAUCUUGAAUGGUCUACAUAGGGAGCAGAAGUGUUCCUGCACUGGUAUGAGUCAGACCAGGACUGUUAUUCGUGAUGGGGUACAACCUUGAGAAGUGUAGAAAGUGUUCAGCAUUUUAAGUGGAAAUAUCUCCUGGUGAUUUUGUCAAGAGACAAUAGGCCUUAAAUCAUUUGUAUGUCUUUCAUGUUUGCUGUCAUGCGUUUGAAUAAAUCUGUCUCCGAUGUAACCCAUUCUGAGUGCGCCCUCCAACUGUCUGUUCCUCUGUAUUCAUACAGAUCCAAUGUUCAGACCUGCAAUCCAUGUACUUUUGCGCCUGUCAGAAGGCUCCUGCUUGUAAUAUCUAUUAUUACUGUUCCUUUAAACAUGCUAUGCUUCUGGGAUCAGUGGGCAUUUGCAUAUGAACUUUAAACUUGUAAUAUUUUUAUCUUGAACUCCAGUUUAACAACCAGUCUGUUCUCAGGAAGUAAGUAGCUAGAUUCUAGGAAAGAAAACACUAUCCUUUUGUCGAGGAAUGUUUUUGUAUGCACCAACAGAUUUACCGCAUGUUCACAACUGGCUGGAUCACUGCCCAAAAAUUGUGAGGG